Molecule: messenger RNA, 573 nt
Organism: Striga hermonthica
Lineage: Eukaryota; Viridiplantae; Streptophyta; Magnoliopsida; Lamiales; Orobanchaceae
Source: the annotation of a GenBank genome assembly
AUGGAUGUUGGAGCAGCUGGGAACAAUAAUAAUGGAGGCUUUCAUGGCUACCGCAGGACAACCUCUGCUGACACAAAACCGGAGGAGGGUUCGGGGGAGUGCAUUGUGCGUGAGCAGGACCGUUUCAUGCCGAUUGCAAACGUGAUACGCAUCAUGAGGCGCAUCCUUCCCCCGCACGCCAAGAUAUCAGACGACGCUAAGGAGACGAUUCAGGAGUGCGUGUCGGAGUACAUAAGCUUCAUCACGAGCGAGGCUAAUGACAGGUGUCAGCGUGAGCAGCGAAAGACCAUAACUGCCGAGGACAUCCUUUGGGCCAUGUCCAAACUCGGCUUCGACGACUAUAUCGAGCCCCUCACUGUUUACCUCCACCGCUACCGAGAGCUCGAUGGUGGGGACCGUGGCUCCCUCCGUGGGGACCCCUUAGCUGCCGUCAAGAGGGCCCCACUGCCCUUCCACCCGCCACCGGCGGUGGCUUUUCACCAUGGCUUCUUUGGGGGACCGUCGGUGAAUUUGGGUUUCUUCAAGGACAAUGGGAGUGUGGGGCCGUCACAGUUUCCUCACUGUAAGGAGUAG